UACCCCUUUAAUACCAGGAGUAAACAAAGCCUAACAAAGGGAGAGCUGUCAGUAUCAGGAGGGCAGGGGAACCCACAUAUCAUGAAUAUAUACAACUCCAGCUUCAAGGUGCUGGUAUUGUCCUGACACACAGCUAAAAUCGUCAUGGCUGUAGACGGUUAUAACAAACUAAAAGAAACUCUUUUUAGGGACAACUGAAAAAAGUGUGACCCUUGUCUCACAUCCUAGACGCAGCGUGUAAACCUAGACCGCCUCAGGAACAAUCAGUGCAUUGCAGUAUUAGGUUUAGGGACAAUUCCUUGGGACCGGGGAUGAUCUGCGACACACACAGAAGAUGAUUCUCAUUCUUCUCCUCUGGGGCAUUGGAAAUGUACUUCCCAUACAAGGAGUUUGGCACAGGCCCAGCCUGUCCAGAACAGUAGAACAGCACUGCCCCAUUUACAGAAUGAUGGAACAGGAGACUGACUAAAAGACAGUGGGAAGGAAACUGGGCACUGAGACAUCUGGCUAGAGAAGACAUUUCGGCUACAGACAGGAGUCACAGCACCUUGGAGAGAGGAAAGAACAUGUCAUGUCUUCUUUAUAGGAUUUACUGUUCUGGAUAAUGGACAUUGAGAAUCUACAGUAACUGGGAAAUAGUGGGAGCUGGGAACUGACACAUCCCAAGAUCAGCUGAGAGGGGAUCCGGGGGGAGCGCUGUGUAGAUUCCAGCUGUUGGGAAGAGGCAGCUGGAGUCCUGGUAGCAAAAAUCAACAGGAACUUAGCCCAGAAUUACACAGGAUUAAGGAGCGCCUCAGUCUGGACCUUUCAUCUCCCCUAUAGGGAUAAGGCCGGUGUCUGAAGCCGCUGACGCAGAAUGUGCUUUUCCAGCAUUUGUCCCAUAGGAUUUGUAAAGCUCUCAUUGUGGCUUGGAAAAUCCCAGGGUCUGUAACUACUCAGACCCCCAAAUCCUUCCUACUCACUAAUGCCAGAUAAUGUCACUGAUGUUCGGUAAACCUAGAGCCGUCAAUGCUUCCCAUUUCACUGCUUCUAAUGACCGCAGUUUUCACUCAGAAUGCAACCUUGUGCUGCUAGGGUGUCGAGGAGCUGGCAAGUCAGCGCUGACAGUGAAGUUCCUGACCAGGAGGUUUAUAAGUGAAUAUGACCCCUUCCUUGAGGACACAUAUACUAAAGAAGAAAUAGUAGACCAGGAGCCAGUUCUCGUAAGAGUAAUGGACACUGCUGAUCCGGAUGGGCCAGUGAAUCCCGAGCGGUACUUACACUGGGCUAAUGCCUUUCUGGUGGUAUACAGCAUUGAUAACAGGAAGAGUUUUGAAUCUUGCUGCCAAUAUUUGGAGAUCAUCUCUCAGUAUAACAAGGGAGCAGUACAUGAGAGCCCAGUUCUGUUAUUAGGGAACAAGCUGGACAUGGAACGAUAUAGGCAGGUCAGUAUCGCUGAUGGCUCAGCUCUGGCUUCCCGUCAUGGCUGCCUGUUCCGUGAAGUCUCUGCUUGUCUGGAUUUUCGGUUGGUUCAGCAAGUGUUUCAUGAUGCCAUACAGGAAGUGAGGAGAGAAGCAGAAAGAUGUGCAUCUUUAAGACCACCGCUCUACAUCACUGAGGAGAGGGCCCUACUUGGGUUGCCUCCAAUGUCCUCCACUUCACCCUCCAGCCGACAUGGAAUGCCUUCACUCAGCACUUUGUCCCCUCUGGGCUACAAGGAGAUUCCCUCUGUGGCUCAAGCCAAACUUGUCACCGUGAAGUCUUCUAGAGCAAUGAGCAAACGCAAGGCGCCCACUCUCACCCUCCUUAAGGGUUUCAAGAUCUUUUAAUGCCAAGAAGCUCAAAAAUAAGAAUUGAUCAUCACAUAUAUUCUCUAUUUAUAAUAUGGAUUUCAGACUACUAUGGAUGAUGUUUGGAUUGACCUCUUGCUCCAAAAGUUAUGACAAUGCAGUAAAGACCAAAGGCAUUAUGAAGAAGCUUAAAAAUACGUUUUUUUUUUUUUAUCUUAAAUUUAUUUGACAAAACAUGACUAUUAACACAGAAAGAGAGGGCAAAUAGCAUGGCUUUACUACUGUUAGGGAUUUUCACUUCUUUUCUUGUCAUCACAGAACCAGUCUAACCUUUAAGUUUAGCUGUUGUCAUUUAGGACAGACUGGUUGCUUGGGAUACGCCACCUUACAACGGAGUUAGGUUCUUAUGCAGAUUAUUUCUAGCAACCAAUAUGUCCCAAGUAUUCUUAAGUAAGUUUGGAGAAUAGGUAAUGGAACUUGAGAGUACGAAGACUUCUCAUUACUCCAUGGCUCUGUUCACAUCUGCAUUAUUCCCUUUUUUAGGGGUUUCAGUAUUUUUGUUGGCAGGAAUAGCUAAUGCUGAACACUGUUCUAUAAGCCUGAUAGAAACCUGACAGACCUCUUUACGUCACUAAUAUACAGUACAUGACUAUUUGUUGGGAUCUGUUUAAGUGUGUCUCUCACUGCUAUAUUAAAAGGGUACUUUGCCCCUAGACAUCUUAUUCCUUAACCAAAGGAUAGGGGAUAAGAUGUCUGAUCGUGGAGGAGUCCGGCCACUGGGACCCCCUGCGAUCCUGUUCUGAAUAUUUAUAAUCUGAAUGCCGGCCUUGGACGGCUGUGGUCAUGGCGCCACACCCCAUCUACAUGAAUGGAGGGGGUGUGGCAUGAAGUCCCGACCACGGCCGCCAGAACAGAACACCGGAGUUCCGGCCUGGAGAUAGCAGGGGGUCUCAGCGGCUGGACCCUGCCCCCUGGAGUACCCCUUUAAUCAGGUUUUAGAAGAACUGAAUUGGGUUGGAGGAUUUCUUUAUGAUGCAUCAUCUUUAAACUGCAGCUUUAUAGUUAAAUGACAGAUUCUUUAAUAUAACAGCUGAAAAAUGUUUGAGAAAAACUAAAAGUUAAAGAAGAAGGUCACCAUUUUCCAUGAAUCCUGCGUGCUGAUCUUUGUUAUGCAUUCCCAUAUCUGAGACGAACAGAGUGUAAACCAAAUUGAAUUAUACGUCAAAGAUUUUGUACGUCUACACUGAAAUUCUCAAGUCUUGAUGAUGAUGUGUUACCCAGAUGUUCAGACUACUCUUGUUGCCAACCAUUCAUUCCGCACUAUGUUAUCAGAGAGUUAUGUUUGGUUGUGAACUGUGAUGAGCAGAUGGAAUGUACUUGCUGCCUCCCGCUGACAUCUGAAGCUCGCUCAGUUGCCAACUUCUGUUAUACACAGCAUCUUUCCAGAAUCCAUCAAGAGAAACCAUCUAUUCUGGGGUAUCCUCCCAACCUAAAUAUUGCUUUUGAUCAAAGUCCGAGGAAAGACCAUUUACAUGCACUCAUUCGCAUAAGAACUGCAUGUCCGCAGUCAAUCAGUUGCCUUUGGCCUGCCGUAUUCAAUGCCCUAAUAACACAAGUUGGCAAUGCCAGAUUUAGCCUUGCAGUUGUUAAUUCAAGCUCAAUAGUCUCCGAUAAGAGGCAUGUUAUUAAAGGAGUAUUCCAGUGCAGAAUAAUUUAUAAGUUAUAGAUCGCGGGGGGUCCGAGCGCUUGGGCCCCCGGGAUCUCCUGGACAGGGCCGUGGCAGUCUGCAGGAAGUGAAGUUUCGCCCCCAGCAGAAAGUCACGGCAGACACGCCCCCUCCAUGUAUCUCUAUGGGGUAUGUGGAGGGGGCGUGUCGGCCAGCGCAUCAUGCAGGGAUGGAACGCCCCCUUUCCAGCAUACUGCUGCAGCCCCAUCCAGGAGAUCCCGGGGGGGCCCCAGUGCUUGGACCCACUGCGAUCUAUAAUUUAUCCUUCGGAUAGGGGAUAAGUCAUAUUGCACUACAGAUCUCCUUUAAGGGGAAUUACUCCCUAUUGCCCAUCUUACAGUUUUCUCUCAGAUCAGCACUUUUAGUAUCAUCAUACCUGAUUACAGGUGACCACCCACUUCUACAAGCAUUAGCAGUCCCCUCUUUCUAUGCAAACUUACGGAAAGAAGCAGCCCACAAAGGUAUUGACUAUCCCAUAUAUAGCGCUUGAGGAAGAAUACCCUCAUUUGUAAUUCUGCAGGGUUUUGUUAACACUCAUGGUCAGGGCUCUAGUUACAACUUGUGCAGCCCUAGGCUCUCAGACUGAAUACACCCCACUAGGAUGAUUCGACAUGCAUCAGAAUUUUUUCAUGCAGAUCUGGUACAAAUACACAGCAAAAACCACAUGUGUAACAAGGAGAUUUUUGUUGCAGAUUCACUGUGGAUCUCACCCCUAUAUGCAGAAUGUGGAGAAAUCCAUCAAAACUCCACCACAGAAUGAGCAGCUGUUGCUGCAAAUCUUCAGGUAAAUUUCUCAGCAGUUCUGACCUAUGUGGAUACACUCAAAUGGAGGGAAUAGAUUUUUUUCUCUAGGCCACAGCAUGGCAGCAGCAGCUAUAUAAAAAAAAGAAUUUAAAGGGGUACUCCACUGGCCAGCAUUCGGAACUAAAUGUUCCGAAUGCUGUUUUCACGCUGCGGGGGUCAGCCACGCC
Messenger RNA from Hyla sarda, 4466 nucleotides. It is a transcript of the gene RASL12, whose product is annotated as RAS like family 12. NCBI's taxonomy places the organism in Eukaryota, Metazoa, Chordata, Amphibia, Anura, Hylidae. The transcript has 6 exons. Gene Ontology annotation, molecular function: GTP binding; GTPase activity. The record is from RefSeq and is a predicted model, not a curated record. The coding region runs from base 975 to 1808 and encodes 277 amino acids.